CGCUUUAAUCUCGUCCUUCUCGAGCUUGACCCAGGCCCAGUAUGCGAGUUGGUACGUGAAGACAGCCAUGAGCAUGACUUUCGCAAUGGGUCGCGUGAAGGUUUUAUAGAAUCCUAUCUGUGGAGCGAAGAUUGGUUAGUACCUAUACCUAUGAAUGUUGUCGAGAUAUGGAGGACAGGGUUUAUGCGAACAUGUGGAGAAGUAGGUUUUUCAGAUGAGGAGUUCCAUCCUUGUUGCGGUUGUAUCGUCCUUCUUGCGAAACCGGAACUUCUUGUGGCCAAUUGCGUCGUUCGGAAGAUGCUGAUGGAUCUGAACUUAUUCAUCGUGAGUUAUUUUUAGGUUGAUAGAGGGUAAUUAGGAAAGAUGGGGAGGAACUGGAAAAAUGGCAAAAUGUUCAGAAGAGGUCGUUGAUAUUUCAUCUAAAUUUCCACAGUGCUUGAUUUUCAGAGCUCCAGCUCCCUCCCGUGCCCCUCCAAACCUUAAGUUGCUAGCGUAGCCGCAGCUUCGUAGCCGCCCCCCCUGUGCACAUCGGAGUUACUGCACAUCUGGCCGAAAGAACUCGGGACACAUCUACAACCACUCAACCUAGCUCAAGGGCACCAGACAAGACCAGACAAGCCAGCUAGCGGAUAUAUUACAUCCCCAGCCUCACACUCGUCUCUCCCUCCUUUCCUCUUCCCUCCACUUGCAACCCAUCCACCAACACACCUCCUCCAAACCAUAGCAAGCCUUCAAGAUGGUAAGUCCCUCGACGCACUCAGUCGCACGUUCGCAGCGCAACAGCACAUUCCGAACUCUAUGAAUUUAUUAUGUGUGCGCUCGCUAUACUAACGACGAAACCACAGACCCAAACACCCGAGCAACGAAAGCGCAACGCCAAGUUCGCCAAAGACCAAACCGCGAAACGAGGAAAGGCCCCGACAGAGGUCAAGAAGAAGCAAGAUUUCAAGAGUCCCAUAUCGCCCUUUUGGCUCAGUACGUCUGCCCCAUCGUUCCAAAGGCCCCCUCUAGUUUCUCCAUACUUCCUAUGGCCUUGUAUAACCCAACGUGAACUCAAUUAGGAAACUGGGGCAAGGGAGACGGACGAAGUCAAAUUGCAAAGAAUAGCAGCUAAUACAUUUCUCCACAGCAAUCCUAGGAUUCGUCGUCUUCGGCGGUCUAGGUUUCGAACUACUAAGUCGAAUUUUCUUCAGCUAGGAGGUUGUUCGAUAAAUUUUAUUCUACCGAUUGCCCGUCAUUUCUUCAAGCAAUGUCCAAUUUCUUCUAAAAAGCCGCGCAACGAUAUCCUGGGGGGAAGACAGCGACAAAAAGGGGGAAAAUUUCGAGGCGAUGAGAGAUAGAGAUACCACCAUAUGCAUAGGAAUACCGCAUGAUGGGAAUGUGGGACGUGGAGCAAUGGGAAACAUGUGUUGUAUAUUAGCGACGAAGUAGAAUUUGGACUUGAAGAUGCGCAGAGAGAGAUAUGGUCUCGAUUGACAUGGGGGCUUCCUUAUUUUCCCGUGCGGUUGUUAUGUGGGGGUUCUUUUCUGGUUUUGUUGUUUUCUUUGAUUCCCUCGGUGAGGGACUGAGUGGGA
Molecule: messenger RNA, 1574 nt
Organism: Hymenoscyphus albidus
Lineage: Eukaryota; Fungi; Ascomycota; Leotiomycetes; Helotiales; Helotiaceae
Source: the annotation of a GenBank genome assembly